Messenger RNA from Hypomesus transpacificus, 958 nucleotides. RefSeq names its product CDC28 protein kinase regulatory subunit 2 (gene cks2). Gene Ontology annotation, molecular function: histone binding; ubiquitin binding; protein kinase binding. Lineage: Eukaryota; Metazoa; Chordata; Actinopteri; Osmeriformes; Osmeridae. The coding region runs from base 169 to 399 and encodes 76 amino acids. The transcript has 3 exons. Gene Ontology annotation, biological process: regulation of mitotic cell cycle. Gene Ontology annotation, cellular component: cyclin-dependent protein kinase holoenzyme complex; SCF ubiquitin ligase complex. The record is from RefSeq and is a predicted model, not a curated record.
GCGAGGGACCGUUGAGUUUGAAAUGUGCAGCACUGCCACCGCCAGAUGACGACUAGCGCCCAUUCCCGUUCAAACUGAACACCGACAGCUGUUUGAUAUCCAUUAGCUAACGUUUAAAACAGAACAAGAGGGAUACAACUCAGCAAGCUGUGUUAUAUUCUGUUAAACAUGUCAAAAAAACAAAUCUACUAUUCUGACAAGUACACGGAUGAAGAGUUCGAGUACAGGCAUGUUAUGCUUCCAAAGCAGUUGUCAAAACUGGUGCCCUCGUCCCAUUUGAUGACAGAGGAGGAGUGGAGGGGGCUGGGGGUUCAGCAGAGCCAAGGAUGGAUCCAUUACAUGAUCCACAAGCCAGAACCUCACAUACUGCUCUUCAGAAGACCCCUUCCUAAAGACUGAGAUGGAACAGUCCAGGAAAACCACCUUUGUUGAUUUGUAUACUGUAGUCUUUGUUGACAAUACACAAUGUGCAUAUCUCCACGUGUGACGGUGUUUAGUAUAGACCCCUUAAUUGCAGUUUUUCCGAAAACUCCUUCCCUUAAAUUGUGGAGGUGCUUGAAGAUGGAGGCAGCCAAUGAGAGCUCAGGACAGAAAAUACUGCCCCAUUUAAUAGGUGGUGAGCAGUUCUGCUGUGAUUGGUUUGAUUGAGACUUGCAACAGUAUGAAGAUGGGAUUUCUCGUGGGAGAUUUGACCUCGCCUGGAUAACAUGUGUUUCUUUGAUGUUAAGUUACUUGUCAAGAUUAGCUUUAUUUGCAACCCAUGGACCAAUGGAGUUAUGUUUUAUUGAGCAUAUGAUCCAGUUGAAAAGAGAUGUUCGGUAUUUUACUUUUUUAUUUACUGUGUGAAUAUUUAUAUAUUCUUACAGAACAUACAUUUCGAUAAAUGUGUUAAGUUUUUGAUGAUUCUUAGACAGUACUGUUAUUUCUGAACAGUACAAAUAAAACGUAUUGCUCUACA